Messenger RNA from Pneumocystis murina B123, 1533 nucleotides. RefSeq lists its product as hypothetical. Gene Ontology annotation, molecular function: histone H3T3 kinase activity; ATP binding. Bases 1 to 1533 code for a protein of 510 amino acids. The record is from RefSeq and is a predicted model, not a curated record. Lineage: Eukaryota; Fungi; Ascomycota; Pneumocystomycetes; Pneumocystales; Pneumocystaceae. Gene Ontology annotation, cellular component: nucleus; cytoplasm. The transcript is spliced from 4 exons. Gene Ontology annotation, biological process: protein phosphorylation; mitotic cell cycle; intracellular signal transduction.
AUGAAUGAGCUUGAUAUUAAUAAGAAUAAGAAGGUUCAGAGAAAAACAUAUGGAAAAAGUAGAUAUUUUGGGGAUACUUUUGAAAAUUUUAAAGUUUGGAAUGAUAUAGGAAAUUCACCAAAUUUAAAAAAAAAAGAUAAUAAAUGUAUAAAUACGCCUGAAAAAGGAAAGAAUGAAUCAUCCUUUUUGUCACGUAUAAGAUUGCCUCAGGAAUAUUUUGGAUCUUUAGUAAAAGAUGCAUCUUUUUUAUAUAAGAUAUCUGUUAAACAAAAUUAUGAGAAAUCUCCUAUAAUUAAGUUUAAAGAGCCUUUUCAGUGUCAAGAAAAUAUUAUGUUAGAUACAUUUUCGUUCAGCGGAAAGGAUGAUUUAGAAAUUGAAGAAUCUAUAAUUGAAAGUUUAGAAGAUAAUAUUAACUUAAAUAAAGAUUUUAUAAAAAAUGAAGUCAAAAAAGAGUCUUCUAUAAUAGGAUCUCUACUUUCUUUUGCAACUCAAACAAAUGUAUAUGAAUUUUCUGAUUAUAUUUCUUCACUUUUAUCUAAAUAUUCUAUAUCAAAACUUGGAGAAGCGUCUUAUAGUGAAGUUUAUCUUAUAAAAACUGAAAAUUAUGAUGAGACUGUUCUUAAGAUUAUUCCUUUUGGGAAGGAAGGUCAAAUAACUUCACAGGAAGUUUUACAUGAAGUAAGAGUUACUACAAAAAUGUCAUCAAUUGAUGGUUUUGUAAAAUCAAAAGGUUUUGUUAUUGUUAAAGGAAUGUAUCCUGAACAUCUUCUUUUUUUAUGGGAUAAAUAUAAUGAAGUUUAUGAAUCAGAAAAUUCUCGACCUGAUUCUUAUGAUAAAGAUCAAUAUUUUUGUAUUUUAUUACUUGAAAAGGGAGGAAAAGAUUUAGAACAUGUUAAUAUUACGACAUGGAGACAAGUUAAUAGAAUAUUUUGGGAUAUAGUAAAGGUUUUUUCUCAAGGAGAAAAAUUGUAUGAGUUUGAACAUCGAGAUCUUCAUUGGGGAAAUGUCUUGGUUGAUGAUAUUUCUGAUUCAUCUGAAGAUAUGUUAUCCCAACUUAGUUUGAAUUCUGCUUGUUUUUCACAACCAUGUAUUAUUAUUAUUGAUUAUACUUUUUCUAGGUUAAGAUGUGAUGACAAUAUUGGGGAGUUAACAUGGAAUAAUUUUGAAGAUCAUGAAAUUUUUGAAGCACAUGGGGAUUAUCAAUAUGAAAUAUAUAGAUUAAUGAGAGAUUAUGCUAGUUCUUCUAAAAAGAUGUGGUCAGAUUUUAUUCCGCGUACAAAUGUUUUUUGGUUACAUUAUUUAAUAGAUAAGCUUAUUCACUGUAAAGGUCUUGUACGUCCUCCAGCAAGGAUGUCAAAAAGGAAGAAUUCUAUACAACAUGCCUAUACCGAAAUAGAAAGAAUGUUUUAUGAAAGAGCUGAGCUUAUAUGGAAAAUGAUCAAUCCUAAAAAAAAAGGAUCUGAAAAAAAAUCAAUUGAAUUUAAUUCAUCAGAAGAUGUACUAUCAUGGGGAAUGAGAGAAGGGUUAAUUUAA